Molecule: messenger RNA, 588 nt
Organism: Rotaria sp. Silwood2
Lineage: Eukaryota; Metazoa; Rotifera; Eurotatoria; Philodinida; Philodinidae
Source: the annotation of a GenBank genome assembly
AUGGAAAAAACAUAUAGACAACCAGCUCAACCUGAACCGAAGUCCGUCCCAAUGAAAGAAAUUACUAAAAGGUCAAUAGAAGUACAAUGCGAUCCAGUUGACCUAAUUGAGAUGGAUGAUCAUUCAGAUAUAAGUGACUCUGAUACAGUAGCUGGAGAAACAGUGGGAGAUGCAAAUGCUUAUGAUUCACCUGUGGGAGAAGAACCUGAUACUACUGAGGAUGAUGACGCAUCGUCAGUAGCAUCAUCACUUUACAACCGACGAAAUUUCAUUGCUACACCGGAAGAUCCUUCGUUGCCUACAUCUGCUAAUUUGCAGCAUGGACCCAGUAAUAGUCAACAACAUGCAACAAAUCUGACAAAUAGAAGAGAAGCAGCUGAGCAAAGAUCAGUAUAUAAAUCGGAGCGUGAUCGAAGUGAUUCCAGAACUUCGAACCAAGGUUCAGCUUCUUCCGAAGAACAGCCGUUAAUAUCAUCGACGUUCACAAGCAAUCAAGAGCCAGAUGAACCAGCAAAUGUUCCUAGGAAAACUUACAAAACGACAAAUGCAAAGUUACGAAAUAACUGCUACAAUCAAAGUGACGUUUAA